This is a messenger RNA of Gasterosteus aculeatus aculeatus (three-spined stickleback), 4925 nucleotides long. It is a transcript of the gene cgnb, whose product is annotated as cingulin b. Lineage: Eukaryota; Metazoa; Chordata; Actinopteri; Perciformes; Gasterosteidae. Gene Ontology annotation, cellular component: bicellular tight junction; myosin complex. Gene Ontology annotation, biological process: microtubule cytoskeleton organization. Gene Ontology annotation, molecular function: microtubule binding. The record is from RefSeq and is a predicted model, not a curated record.
UCAGCCGGACGUGUUGUGGAAGGUUUGGUUUAAUUGGAUUUGGCGCAGAGAGGAUGCACCAGAGGUCACGGUAGCGGGUGCACGCGUUGAGGGAGUGCGCGCGCCGCGUGGGCAGGCCGGGGGGGCAGGUGCGGCGCUUGUUUACCCCCCCUGUCGCUGCAGGUCUCGGUCCCGCCGGAGCGAGUCAACAAGCCGGUGGUUUCGACGCGCACCGAUACUGCCUGAGCGGAUGGGCUGCUCUCAGAGAAACCAGGAAGUCAGCAUGAACCCUGCGUCCACCGACCGGAAGCCCCUUGUGGACUACGGCGUCCAGAUCCGCUUCAUCAAGGACCUCCACGACACAGGCGGAGGUUAUCCCGAUAAAUCCAGAGGGAACAACAGCGCAGCCUCUCCUUCCAAUAAGUACGGGGUGGCAGUGCACGUUCAGGGGAUCUCCGGACAGCCUUAUGUGGUCAUGAAAGAUGGCGAGAAGGGGGACUCCUAUGGAGUGCAGCUGAACAGUCCCGUUCCCGGCUCGGGGCCACCUUCACCUCUCAACAGCCACCCAAAAACAAAUCGAGGAGCGCAGGAGUUCACAAACCCCUUUAGCCGUGCUGCAAACACAGCACGAUCCCCCGUGUCUCCGUCAGACGAUGAGGUCGGGGAGAUUUUUGGGAGCCCUCAUAAGAGGCCUCCGGGGGACGGUCAGGCAGGAACACAAGGGGACGAGGAGGGUGGAGCCGGCAGAAGAGCCGAACCCCGACACAAAGAGAGAGCCGGGGAAUCGCAGAGAAGCAGAGAUGAGACCAGCGACGAGGAGUACAACGAAGCUGGCCUGAAACGCGUCAAGUUAAACGGCGCGGGACCCAAAGGGUUCAAGCAAACGGGCUUUGGUUACACCGGCUCUUUGGGAAGACACAUAGGGCGCAAAAUAAGCCCGGAUUCCUCUCCCGAGGCUCUCCCGAAACCUCCACCGCCAGCUGACGUGGAGCCCGUCCCAGAGAUCGACGUCAACUCCUUGGCUCCCAUCAACAAGCUCAUCAGUAAGUUCAACAGUGGGACUCCAGCGGGCGGCCCGCAGGCGAGAGGCCGCCCGGGAGGGAGGCAGAGGCUGAGGUUCGACGAGCACCGGCGCUCGAGAAGCCUUGACGCGAGGAAAGAUGCCCAGCCCGAGACUCCCUCUCCGACUCCGAACCCCUACGCCGCCAUUCCUCUGUCCGCCUCCUCCAAAUUGUCGGCUGCAUCCGUGCCAGCGGGCAGCGGCACCGCGCCGGUUUCCAGGGUGACGGCACUCGAGGCCCCCCGGCCGAGCUUCAAGUCGCCGGGGAAGUUUGUUGCGAGGGACCACCAUCCAGCUGUAGCCAAAAAGCCUGAGAUCACUGCGAGGAAUCAAAGCAAAGUCAACGGGGAGGAAGCGCCAGUGAAGCAGGUUGCUCACAACGUCCUUAAAAACGGCAUCACUGAGAGGGAAGCGUCCUUUAGAAGAAACGCCAACCCCGUCGCCGAGACAAACGGCAGUGUAAAGGGACGAUUUGACGGCAGCCUCCAAAAGGGGAAACUUGAGGAGCUUCAGGGGCAACUUAUUUGCUGCAAGGAAGAACUGCAGCAAGUCCAAGAUGAACUGUCCGAGGAGCGAAUGGCCAGAGAGGGGGCGGAGUCUCGUCUGCGCCUACAGGAUGAUCAGCUGGCUGAACUUCAGGAGGAGCUGAGGAGGGCUUCAGAAAACUCGCCCCACUCAGAGCAGACGGACGUGAUGUCUCUGCAGGCCGACCUGUCUGAGGCCGCCAUGUUGCGUCGGCGCCAGGAGGAGGUCCUACGCCAGCGGGAGCGGGAGCUGACGGCCCUGAAGGGGGCGUUGAAGGAGGAAGUGGAGUGCCAUGACAGGGAGAUGGAGGCCCUGAGGGAGCAGUACAGCCAGGACAUGGACAACCUGAGGACAACCAUGGAGCAGUUCACACAGUCGCAGGAGCAGAUCGAAGAAGAGCGGGAGAGGGUGAACUCCUCCAUGUUGACGCUGCAGGACGAAUUGGACGGCUGCAGGCAUCAGGAGAAGCAGUGGAAGACACGGCUGGACAGCGCGGCCCAGGAGCUGCACAACACCCGAGAAGACAGGAGCGGGACGCACGCCGCCAGCAGUCGAACGCUGCUGAAAUCUCGUUCGCAAAGAGACGAAUUUGAGGUCGAGCUGAAAGAUCUGAAGGACUCGCUGCUCAGCGCGCAGAAACCAAAGCCUGCGUCUGCUGAUAACUUGUCUUCAGCCGAGGAGACUCGGCGUUGCCGUGAGGAUCUGAAGCAGGCGCGCGCCGCUCUGGACAAACAAAAGGGCGAGUUGGACGAAAGGAGCGAGGCGCUUCGAGCCCUGAGGCAAGCGAGUGGAGAGAAGGAGGCCGAGCUUCUGUCUGAGGUCGGCUUGUUGAAGGAGGAGUUGCAGAAAUACAAGGCAGAGCUGGAAAAGGCGUCGGAGCGGACGAAGGAGUCAUCGGGCGGGUCCUCGGGGAGGACUGAGGUCGACUACGGUACCAACGCGGAGCUCCAGGAAGCAAACACUCGGCUCAGAGAGAGGCUGGCUCGCAUGACAAAGCUCCACUCCAGUGCGCCCCGCAGCCCAGAGACCGAGGAGGCAGUGGAGGCUCUGGAGGAUGAGAACCGGUCCCUGAAGACUCAACUGGACGAGGCCAAGAGGGGAAACGUUCGCCUGAGCAAGGAGAAGGACGAGCUUGGCCGGCGGCUGGAGGAGAGGGAGCUAGAGAGGGAGGCGCUCAGGAGGGGCAAGAUUGACCUGGAGGAGCAGAAGAGGCUACUUGACCGAGCCCUGGAGAAGAUGAACAAAGAGAUGGAGAUCAUGAUGGGAGAGUCCCGUCAGUCGGUUGCCACCCUCCAGACGCAACUUGAAGACUACAGGGAGCGCUCGAGGAAGGACAUCGUAGAAGCCCAGCGCAACUGCAAAGACCGGCUGGCGGAGCUGCAGAGGGCUCAGAACAACCUCAAGGCCCAGCAGGAAGAGGUUUCCCGACUGAAGAAGGAGCUGCUGGUGUGCAGCGAGGAGAGAGACAGCGCCCAGUUGGAAAGAGACCUCCUCAGCAACCGUCUCAAGCACUUGGACAGCGAACUAGAAUCCGAGAAGAGCGCCCACACCGACCGCACCAGGGAGAUCAGGGCCCUGGAGGAUAAGAUCAAGACCUUGGAGAUCGAGCUGGAUGAGGAGAAGAGCGGCGUGGAGCUCCUGAACGACCGCAUCACGCGUACCAGAGAUCAGGUGGACCAGCUUCGCUCAGAGCUGAUGCAGGAGCGUUCUGCGAGAAACGACCUCGAAAUGGACAAGAGCGCACUCGAGAGACAGAUGAAGGACUUGAAGUCCCGCUUAGUGGACAUGGAGGGACCGUCCCGGCCCUCGCCUGCACUCAACCUGCUUGAAAACAAAAUUCAAGAGUUGGAGGAGAGGCUGCAUAGUGAAGAAAGGGAGAAGGCCAGCAUCCAUGCUGCUCAGAAACGAAUGGAGAGGAAACUGAAAGAAUUGAAUGCCACGUUAGACCAGGAGAGAAACCAGCAUGUUGAGCAGAGAGAUCAGCUGUCUCUGCGCGUGAAGGCCUUGAAGCGGCAGGUGGACGAGAGCGAGGGGGAGGUGGAGCGCUUGGAGGGAGUCCGCCGGAAGGUCCUGAGGGACCUGGAGGAGCAGCAGGAGCUCCAGGAAGCGCUGCACGCCAAAGUCACAGCUCUUGAGACUGAACUGAAGCGCAAGGCCCAGCACGCCCAUCGAGCAGCCCUGGGCUCCUCCACUUUGAGCUCCGAGGACGAGGAGGGCUUCUACGACACCAACGUCGCCGAGAGCCACCCGCAGACCAGCGACUGCUGAAAGGGGGAUGAAUAAAAAGAUGCGUUUCAUUCCUCCUGUGCAAACACUUUUUAAUCAAAGAGGCACUCAGGGCGUCAAUUCAUCAGCCGCGUGGAGAACUCUGUUGCCAUGCACUACAAACUUGCCUUGCAGUUGAUCUUUGGUGUUAUUUUUAGUACAGCGGUCCAACAGAGACAGGUUGUCAGGAUAAUUAGAUUUUUGCAGUUUUUUUGUUGUUUUCAGCUGUGAUGACGAUUGCUUCAUUGCUGACACGUGUUUUCCAUCUGAAUAAUUGGUUGCACCAUGACAUGCAUAGUUUGAUUUCAUGUUCUGAAUUGUUUCAUUAAAGGCUCCUUGCGGUGUGUUCUUUGUGUUCAGUGUGAUACACGUUACUGAGGGCAGGGUUUACGUUCAGACUUCAUACGGUAGACUCGUAAAUUCAAACUAUAAGACCAAACAAUAUUUUGCUAUCUGAUCCAGUCUAUGUUUGCUUGCGCAUGAUAAGUUACAGCUGUCAGUGUUGUUAGCGACUUAGUGUGUUUUUUUGUGUGUAUUCAGAGUGAGGUUAUUAUUUUAUACAUUAUUAUACUUUUUUACCUUUGAAUGUGACAAUGAUAGGCCGCUUCUACUGAGCCUUUCUGUUCACGCUGUAUUAGCUGUGCUUCUCCCAACAAUCAAAUUCAACUCUCGCUUUACACUUUUCUACUUCAACCACCUUGUUGAUAGUGUGGUUUGAUUCCUGUGCAUGUUUUCACUCCGAUGCCUUAAAAAGUAGCCGCCUCUCUUUAUUUUCUCUUAAUGUUCUUUCUGCAUGUGGUCUGUUUAUAUGCUGCUCCUGGAAUGCUUUGAGUAUUAUUUCCUUUUGCUCGCCUGUGUUUUGUCUCUCUUGUUCACUCCUGUUGAAGAGAAUCCUGAGCUUACUCUUAAGCGUUCCAUAUUUCUCUGUCUUGCUCCUGUCUGUGUUUAUCCCCUAAUGACAUUUUGAUGGUGGGGUAUUAACAGGCAAGGACGCUAUGAAAUGUAGAAUGUUAAGUUGCUGGUGAUGUUUUUGACAAGUAACUUAAGUACACUGUUGAACUGGGUGUGCAAUUAAAAAAGAGUUAUUGUGUAUUUA